Molecule: messenger RNA, 771 nt
Organism: Cynocephalus volans (Philippine flying lemur)
Lineage: Eukaryota; Metazoa; Chordata; Mammalia; Dermoptera; Cynocephalidae
Product: methyl-CpG-binding domain protein 3-like 2B
Exons: 2
Coding region: 1-771 (256 amino acids)
Source: RefSeq, a predicted model, not a curated record
AUGGAGGAGAGAAAUGGUCUGGAACUCACCCAGGGUCAUGACCUUGAGCUUUCAGUCCUGGACCCACAUCAACUGGAUGAUGUCCCAGGGUCCGCCAUCAACGUGUGGAGCCUGUGUGACCAGCACCAGCAUCAUCUGGGAACGGGCAGAAAUGCAAAUUCUCAGUUCCACCACAGUCCUGGGAAGAUCAAAAGAAAUAUUAUGCCCCUAACAUUACAGAGAAAACGUCGAGAAGUUCAGGUAACCAAGGCCAAGCGGAAAUGUGGUGUACGUUCUGCACUCCCUGUAAGGCUCACCAGCUGCAUCUUCCAGAAGCCGUUGACUAGAAUAACUUCCCAUCCUGGAAAUAAAGUCAGACGAUGUAUAUUUGAGGAGCGGUUGGAGAAGCCCCAGCAAAUCAGUGCCUAUAAUAGACUGCAGGCACUCCAGGCCUGCAGCAGUGGAGGAGACCUUUUAAGUCCAUUUAAUUUUGCAAAUGCAUUAGAUAUAAUUGCAAUGAGAAUUCCAGGUGAAUCUCUGAGCCAAAGUGGUAGUGGAGGUUUGCACUCUGAACCCCAGUCCACCCGCGUCCAGUCUUCAAAUUGGGCAGAGAGGAUCCCAAGAAGGGAUCUUCAUCUCCCGCCGUCCUUGCACAGCCGAGAGAUAACUUAUGCAGACAUCCGUAGACAGAUGCGGAAAGUAAAGAAAGCAAGGGAGAGACUGGCAGAGGCCUUGAGGGCGGACAGGCUGGCCAGCGAGGCAGAGAGAAUGAGGAGCCAAAUGAAGACCUGA